Molecule: messenger RNA, 4529 nt
Organism: Scylla paramamosain (green mud crab)
Lineage: Eukaryota; Metazoa; Arthropoda; Malacostraca; Decapoda; Portunidae
Gene: Upf2
Product: regulator of nonsense transcripts 2-like
Exons: 25
Coding region: 506-4369 (1287 amino acids)
Biological process (GO): nuclear-transcribed mRNA catabolic process, nonsense-mediated decay
Cellular component (GO): exon-exon junction complex; cytoplasm
Molecular function (GO): protein binding; RNA binding
Source: RefSeq, a predicted model, not a curated record
ACAUACUGCAGUAUUGUUAUGGUUCUUGGGCCUUGGCGUGUUAGUUCUGUUAUAAUUUCAUUGUUGGCUUACCGUGUCUUUACCGAGCGCUUGAAAUCUUUUCACUUUUGAUGCUGACUUAUUGUGACGUAGUAUUCCUGUGAUAACCGCAGAGGAUCAACAAGGGUUUACUGCCUGAGGUGAGUGAGGGGCUGAUUGACUAAUUCACUUGUUGGUUAGCAGGCAGACACUCUUAGAGACUGAACUCCUCAUAGUGCCUCUUUCGCACAUAGUGUAUCUCUUUAUGUGUAAAAAGUUGAAAUGGAAGUUGAUCAUUACUCAACAGCCGGACAGAAUGUUAAAUAUGUGUUGCGCAGUGCGCAGCCAGCUUGAGAAGCUACCAGUCCCUGAUCUCUAUAAGGAGGAAAGGAUGAAGGGUGUGUGCGCGGUGAGGAUCGAGCCAGCCCACCCCAGGAAGGCAGGCAACACUUCUUGGCACACUUAUUGAAAAGAAACUUAAUAUAACAUGGAGGGAGGUAAAGCUGAGCGGAAGGGUGGCAAAAGCUGGAAGAAGGAAAGAGAGGAGAGGGAGAGAAAGAGAGUCACAAACAGAGGUCCAGGAUCUUCUAUAAAAGAUUCAGAUGAAAAGAAAGAAGAACAAAGGAGGGAAGAGGAUGCCCAAAGACAAGAAGAAGAAGAAGCAAAGAGAAGGCUAGAGGAGGAAAAAAAGCAGAAAGAAGAGGCUAAGGAAAGAGAAGAAGAAGCACGAAAGAAAAAUGAAGAAGAAACAAAGAGACAAGAGGAAGAAGAGUUAAAGAAGAGGGAGGAAGAUCAUGCAUUUCUGUUAGCAUACAUCCAGGAGACAGAGGAGCGGCUCAGCAAGAAGGCUGCACUUCGCACGCAGAAUCUGGCAGUGGCAAAGGAUCGACCGGAGCUCAACACUGCUCUGCUGGACUCAAGCUUGAAGAAGAACACAGCUUUCAUCAAAAAACUUAAAAACUUAACAGAAAGCCAGCACGAAUCACUUGUGAGGGAUCUUCAGAGCCUCAACCUGACUAAGUAUGUGAGUGAGGUGGCCCAAGCAGUAGUGGAAGCCAAGUUGAAGAUGUCUGAUAUCAAUACUGCUGUCCACAUUUGUUCCCUGUUGCAUCAGCGAUACCAUGACUUCUCCCCAACUCUCUUAGAGAACUGGCAGAAGGUUCUUGCCAUUAAGAAAGAUGAAAAGAGCAGCAACAUGAGCAAGCUACGAGUGGACCUGAGACUUUAUGCUGAGCUGAUCACUGCUGGGAUCUUUGCUCCCAAAGAAGGUCUUCCUCUUUUGGGCAAUGUGCUCACCACCCUGGUCAGCCAAGACAAAGAGGAGCACCAGAAUAUCUCAGUGCUGUUGACAUUUUGCCGCCAUUGUGGGGAAGAUUACAUGGGUCUGGUGUCUCGCCGCAUUAGGACUCUUGCUGAAACUUUCAAGAUGUCUGUUCCUAAGAGUGAAUUUCUUCCCCGUGAAAGGCAGAAAAAUGUGCGACAGUUGCUGAAAGACUACUUCACCUCCUUGACAAAGCAUUUAUUCCAUGAUUAUAAGGAGCUGCAGCAGGUGGAGCAGCAUAAUCGUCGACUGCUGCAGACUCGAGGUGAACUGAGUCAGGAAAGACUUCAGCUUGCAGAAAACCUUGCAGCAGGACUUUCCAAACUCCUAACAAAUGCCCAACAGAUGGCAGAACUCUUGGAUGAACCCCUCCCUGAGCUUCCCCAAGACAAGAGUUCAGGGGAUGAGCUGGGUCUUGGUGAGAUGGGCCUUGGGGAAGGUGGUGAGAUGCCUGACGGAGGUAUUGCAACUCUUUGGGAGGAUGAUGACAUGCGGGCAUUUUAUGAGAAUUUCCCUGAGCUGAAGGCGCUCAUACCUUCAAUUCUCUACAGUGAUUCAGAAAAACCUACAAGUACUCCAGUUGAAGAGGCUCCCUCAGAGGUUGUUGGAGAGACAUUGGAAGAGGAGGAAUUGGAAGCCAUGGAGACAACAGAGGAGUGCAAAGAAGGAGAAGAGGAAGAAGAAGAGGUUCUGCCCCCGGAUCUGCCAGCUGAGGAGGAACAAGAAGAAAGUGGAGGUAGUGGAGGUGCAGGAGGGCAAGCCUCCAAUAAGGUGCUCCUGGAUGCUUUCAUCAGUGCACUUCCUAACUGCAUAAAUCGGGACUUGAUCGACAGUGCAGCCAUGGAGUUUUGUCUCAGACUUAACACGAAGCCCAGCCGGAAAAAACUAGUGAGAGCUCUGUUUCUGGUACCAAGGACACGGUUGGACUUGCUUCCCUUCUAUUCUCGACUAGUAGCAACUUUACAGCCACUUAUGCCAGACCUGGCCACAGAUUUGGUUAACAUGCUCAAGCAGGACUUCAAAUACCAAGUGCGGAAGAAGGAUCAGAUCAACAUAGAGUCAAAGAUUAAAGUGGUUCGCUUCAUUGGAGAAUUGGUGAAGUUUCGUAUAUAUCCUCGGAGUGAAGCUCUGACUUGCCUGCGAAUGCUGCUGCAAGACUUCAACCACCACCACAUUGAAAUGGCUUGCAACCUCCUGGAAACUUGUGGUCGUUUCCUCUACAGGAAUGCAGAUUCUCACCAUCGCACAAAAAUUUACUUAGAGCAGAUGAUGCGAAAGAAGACUGUUAAGGCCUUUGAUCCAAGAUAUAAUACUAUGAUAGAAAAUGCCUAUUUCUAUGUCAACCCUCCCGAUACUGGUCCAGAUACAGCAAAAAAGGAACGACCACCAAUGCAUCAGUACAUUCGGAAGCUCUUGUAUAACGAUCUCUCAAAGACCAACACUGAAAAGAUUCUGCGGCAGAUGCGCAAAAUGCACUGGGAAGAUCAAGCCACAUCGAGGUAUAUCAUCAAGUGCUUGACAGCUGUGUGGAAUGCGAAAUACUACAACAUUCGAUGUAUUGCAAACCUGGUGGCUGGACUGAUCUCACAUCAUAAAGCUCAAUUAUGGUGUCUUGAGCAGGACUGGGUUGGACCAACUGUAGUGGAUGGAGUAUUGGAGGACAUCCGAAUUGGCUUGGAGAUCAAUCACCCAAAAUUCAACCAGCGACAGGUAGCUUCAGUCAAGUAUCUUGGUGAGCUGUACAACUACCGUGUGAUUGAGAGCACCAUCAUCUUCAAGAUGCUGUACUCGUUUAUUUCCUUUGGUGUGACAUUUGACUCAGCGCUGGCAUCGGAGUACGAUCCUCCUGAACACCUCUUCCGGAUCCGGCUGGUGUGCACACUGCUGGAGACAUGUGGCCAGUUCUUCAGCUCUGGCUCCAGCAAACGCCGUCUUGAUUGCUUCUUGACGUACUUUCAACAUUACUACCAGUACAAAAGGAGCUUGAGUGUGUGGACAAAUGAAGAAGGCCAGGAGUUCCCAUGGCAGAUUGAGCAUCUAGUAAAGGACACUAUAGCUGCUGUCAGGCCCAAACUACAGCCAGCUACCAGUCUUGAGGAAGCCCAGAAAGCAGUUCAGAACCUCAACAGUCAAAUUGUGUCAAAGGCAAUUGAGUUGGUUCCAAGUUUACGGGAGUAUUUGGAGCCUGAAGACACUGACAGCCUAGAACCAAUUGCAGAAGAGGGCAGUGAAGAGCAGGUGCCAGGGCUGGAGGGUGACUUAAUGGAGGACAUGAUGGAAGAUGAAGAGGAAUUUGAAGAGGUGGAAGGUGAACUGGACUGGAGUGAAUCACAUGGGGAGUCCCUCACCCCUUCCCAGCACAGCCAGCCUGGGCGAGGCACCAUGGAGGAGGAAGGGGAAGCAGGGCUGACUGGAGAAGCAGAGGAAGAGCUGGGAGAUGAGGAAGAUGGAGGAAGAGAGGAAAGAAGAGCACAGUUAGAAGAGGAGCAGCUUCUGGAUGGUGAUAUGAAUGUCAAUAUAAAUCACGUACAAUGUGAAGAAGACAAUGACUUCAUGUCAGCAUUUGAUCGCAUGAUGGCAGACAGCAUCUUAGAACGUGCUUCAGCUGUGCCUCGGCCGGGCCAGUUAGACAUAUCUGUGCCUGUCCACAUCAGAUCAACAGCAAAGAAAACCUAUGAUCAGUUGUUGAGUGAAGGCACAAAGGAAGAAGCCAAGCCGGUUGUCAACUUUGUCUUCUUGACACGCUCAGGCAACAAGCAGCAGUACAACAGUGUAGAAAUGCCGGUUGACUCAGAACUUGUCACCAAACUGCGGACACGAGAAGAGGCUGAGAGGGCAGAGAAGGAGAAGGUGAAGCGGAUGACCUUGGAGAUCAAUGAACGACAAGAGGAGGAGGAAGCUGCAGAGAUAAUGCAACAGGCACAGCGGCCAGCUACUAUGAACUUCAACCGAGAUCGUCGACCAAAGUACCAACAUCCAAAGGGGGCUCCAGAUGCAGACCUUAUAUUUGGACCUAAAAAAAUAAGAUGAGGUGAACCAAUACUCUUGAAUAUUUCCUCGUUGCCAAAGCUGGAAAUAUUUGCGUUGCUAAAUCAGCACUGUUUUAUGUUGCUGCUUGCAUUGUGUUGCAAGAACCAGCAUAUUGAUCCUGUGAUGACCUGAAGAUUAAAUACAUUUGUAAAAAUUGUAA